Molecule: messenger RNA, 944 nt
Organism: Triticum aestivum (bread wheat)
Lineage: Eukaryota; Viridiplantae; Streptophyta; Magnoliopsida; Poales; Poaceae
Exons: 2
Coding region: 204-503 (99 amino acids)
Source: RefSeq, a predicted model, not a curated record
AUAAUCAUGCCGCAGCAAGAGAGAGGGAGAGAGAUUCUUCCCGUUUCCUCACUCCCAUCCCCACUAUCUCCCACCCCACACACGCCGUGGGCACCUUGCCCUACAGCCAAGCAAGCGCAACGUCCCACCUAUCUCGCCUAUCCAUCCAAAAACAUCCGUCCGUCUUGCACCCCCAUGCAUUCGUCCGUCUCGAUCAGCACAGCAUGCCGACAUCGCCGCCGUCGCUCCUGGACCUCCUGAGCCCCUCCCCUCCUGCUCCUGAGGCGGCGGCGUCGUCUGGACACGGCGGCGCCACGGUGGUGCAGGUGGUGCCGAUGGACGUCUCCGAGGAGCUGCUGGGCAAGUUCAUGGAUGCCAGCGAGUUCGGCUUCGACUACGACAGGAGCGGCCUCUGGUCCCCGCUCGUGCUGCUGCGGCCGGAGGUCCUCGCGCUCGCCUCGGGCCGCGCCAAGCGCCCACGCCCGCGCCGGAGCUGGAGAAGGAAGAUGUUUUGCUGCUGGUGACAUGCAGCAUGCGCCAUUUGUGUUUCGGGCAAUUGGGAUGUUCAUAGAUCAUUCCGCAGUUUAGGGAGACUUGCUAAUCGAUGUAUUUACGCGGACAUUACUACUCUCUGUAAGAAAAUAGGGACUUUAACCCUGGUGUACUUUGGGCCGGAAAUGAUGGAUGGACUGCCCAUUUUCACCCUCGAGUGAAUAAGGAAAUAUAAACAUACGCAUGUCAUGUGUGUGUAGUUGAUCCCGCCAUUAAUUGUGGUUGGAUCCGGCAACGCAAAGUAACAUCAAUAAGUGCGGAUUUCCGAUUCUCUUGCUGAGGGCGUUGCUGUUGCCAAACCUUCUCAUAGUUGGGUAUGGUAAAAAGCGGUGGUAAUUACUGUAUUUUGAAAGGAGGCUGGAGUAACUUGUUCUUGUCUGAAAAGCGACUGAUAUCAAUGUAAUCUGUACUCA